CUUUCACGUCAUGAAACUGGCUGGGACAGUGAGACGGCCUGAAACUUCCCAUCAAACAGCUCCAGGAAUCCUCUCCCACAGCCAGCGUCCUCUCCUCCUGGGUCUCUAUGGUGUCCGGGGCCCAAAGCGAUGCCAAGGGUCAGCUAGCUGCCAUGUUCACUAAGAAAAAGAAACGCAUUGAGAUCUCAGCCCCGUCUAACUUUGAGCAUCGGGUGCACACCGGCUUCGACGAGCAGGAGCAGAAGUUCACGGGGCUCCCGAGACAAUGGCAAAGCCUUAUAGAAGAGUCUGCCAAGAGGCCCAAGCCACUGGUGGACCCAGCAUGUAUUACGGCUAUCAGACAUGGGCCGCAAAAGACAAUUGUGCGCGGGAACAAGAUGUCACGAGACGGAUCUCUGACUUGGCUCCUGGAUGAGUUUGAGAAUAUGUCUGUCUGUCGCUCUAACUCCUUGCGUAGAGAGAGUCCUCCGUGUCCUCCAAAGGAACAGAGAGUCCCUGUGGAAAACGGCGUGAGCGACGGCCGUGUCCGCAAAAUACGCGAAGAUGGAAUCAGAGGACCGGAGAGGAGCAGGACAGAGCAUGGAAGGGACAGACCUAGAGAAGACCACAGAGCCCCCCCUCAACAACCACGAGGACAGGAGCCAAGCAGUAAGCACCGUCCGCCUCCUCCAGAUUACCCUAAAGCAUCAGAGAACAGAUCCACACGUUCUCAUGAGAGAGCGGAUGGAAGGAGAGACCACCCUGUGACGGAUGGGGACUACAGCGAACCUGCUGAUAGGGUGGUGAGGAGAGAAAAGGAAGAGAGAAGACCAAAAUCUGCAUACACUGGAGGACAAGACAGCCCACAGUCACCUCGCGACAAAAGACCACUCUCUGGGCCCAAUAUCCGUACGCCAGGUAUCCCUGCCUCAGAGGGAGCGGUGAAGCCAACGCAACAGGCAGGGCGACCUUUCAAUACUUAUCCCCGUGCAGACACUGACCCCGGAAGGGGGGCACCUCCACAGAUACCGGAUUCACGUUCGGCCAACCCUCUCGACCCCAAAAAUCAUUCAAGCAAAGGCAGUUCUCGUCCGCCGCCACCGCUUCACCCCAAACCUAAACCCCCAGAAAAGCCGUCUCCAGCCAGUCUCCCCCAGCACAGCUCCGACCCCCAGCUCUCUCGCCCCCCACAGACACAACAACCUCCCCAGCCUCGUUCCCCACAAAGAGAGCCCCAGCGGGUGUCACACGAGCAGUUUAGGGCGGCCCUGCAGAUGGUGGUGGAUCCCGGCGACCCCCGAUCCUACUUGGAUAACUUCAUCAAAAUCGGCGAGGGCUCUACAGGGAUUGUUUGCAUCGCUACCAUCAAGAGUUCUGGGAAACUGGUCGCCGUCAAGAAGAUGGAUCUCCGCAAGCAGCAGAGGAGGGAACUUCUAUUCAACGAGGUAGUGAUCAUGCGGGAUUACCAGCACGAGAACGUGGUGGAGAUGUACAACAGCUACUUGGUCGGAGAUGAGUUGUGGGUUGUGAUGGAAUUUCUGGAAGGAGGCGCUCUGACGGACAUCGUGACACACACCAGGAUGAAUGAGGAGCAGAUUGCCGCUGUAUGUGUAUCCGUACUGAAAGCUCUGUCCGUGCUCCACGCCCAGGGAGUCAUUCACCGGGACAUUAAGAGCGACUCUAUCCUGCUGACCCACGAUGGACGGGUGAAGCUCUCGGACUUUGGGUUCUGCGCCCAAGUAAACAAAGAAGUUCCUCGGCGUAAGUCUCUGGUAGGAACUCCUUACUGGAUGGCCCCGGAACUCAUUUCCAGGUUACCCUACGGUCCUGAGGUGGAUAUCUGGUCCCUGGGUAUCAUGGUGAUAGAGAUGGUAGAUGGAGAACCGCCCUACUUUAAUGAACCUCCGCUGAAGGCUAUGAAGAUGAUUCGGGACAAUAUGCCACCAAAACUGAAGAAUGUGCAAAAGGUAUCCCCCUUACUGAAGGGAUUCAUUGACCGGCUUCUCGUGAGAGACCCGAGCCAACGAGCCGCUGCUAUCGAGCUGCUGAAACACCCCUUCCUGACCAAGGCCGGGCCGCCGUCAUGUAUUGUACCACUGAUGAGGCAGAACCGCAUGAGAUGAGCUUACACACACAGGGAAACGCUUAUCCCAUUACGCAGCCCACCAAAGACUGACUAAUUCUGGGGGAGUGGGGGGGGACAAGAACGCUAAGGUGGCCACAUUGCCAUCUGCUCAGUAUUGUACCAGGAUCCCUGGAUCGGAGCUACUGAUGGACGCCUCUCUUGGACACCCCUCUAGUUUGCUCUCUCUCUCUCUCUUCCAUUCCCUGAGAAGACUUGACCGCAGUUGCUUCUCUCAGCCCAUGGUAACCCUACAUUCAUCUCGCCAGCCUUAGAGUGCUCAGGUAAUUUAUUCGUAACAAUGCACAAUACAGGAACCAUGACAAACCGAGAGCGAUCCGGAACCCACCUAAGGGGGGAGGAACCUAAGGACCUGCUGUGUUCUACUCGGAUGACCAACAAGCACUUGGACGGACACAAGACCCAUGCCCAUCAUUCAUUACCUGGGACUUAACACUGGAAAAACAGACGCACCUAAACUGUGGUCGGGGCGGGGGACAACUGGAAAUUACGUGGGAUUGUCUAAAGGAAUCCUAAAAUGUGAUUUUUUUAAAUUUUAUUUCUUGUGUUCUUACAGGGAGCUGUUACGAGCAGAACACAUUCUCAGCCCCGCUACCUUAGUUAAUGCCUUCUCAUUUUUAAGCAUUUUUGUUACCGCAGAGGAAGGCCCGGGGGUCUGAGACAGGGGGGCUACUCCUCUUCUCUCUCAACAUUUCUCUAUGGCAGUGUUUCCCAACCAGGGUGCCU
Messenger RNA from Hyla sarda, 2848 nucleotides. It is a transcript of the gene PAK4, whose product is annotated as p21 (RAC1) activated kinase 4. NCBI's taxonomy places the organism in Eukaryota, Metazoa, Chordata, Amphibia, Anura, Hylidae. Gene Ontology annotation, cellular component: cytoplasm. Gene Ontology annotation, biological process: regulation of MAPK cascade; protein phosphorylation; intracellular signal transduction. The transcript has 9 exons. Gene Ontology annotation, molecular function: protein serine/threonine kinase activity; ATP binding. The record is from RefSeq and is a predicted model, not a curated record. The coding region runs from base 108 to 2102 and encodes 664 amino acids.